Molecule: messenger RNA, 870 nt
Organism: Paecilomyces variotii
Lineage: Eukaryota; Fungi; Ascomycota; Eurotiomycetes; Eurotiales; Thermoascaceae
Exons: 2
Coding region: 134-736 (200 amino acids)
Source: RefSeq, a predicted model, not a curated record
UGACCAGUCGUCUCCUUUUCAUCCGAUAUUCUCGCGGACUGCAAUCGUGCUUGCACUGGCCGUCCGUCGCAGCUUCAGCCUUAUUCCGGUGUAACUCCGACCACAGAGCUCUUCACCGAUAUAUACCUUCAUAAUGUCGACAUUUUUCUACGCACACCAGCAACAGCAGCACCACCAGCAGCAGCACCACCACGCCGCUGCUUCGCACAUGGUGUCCAACACGAACAACCAUGGCGGCCGCUCCCGGAGGGGCCCGCGCAUGGGUUCGCAGAACACGCAGCGCCAGUUCAGGGGUGUCAAGAGCAUGCGAGAGUUGGCUGAGGCUCCCACUAUCACCGCUUUCCGUGCCCGUUUCGAGGCUGGACGUUCGUUCGACUUGGACGACGACCUCGAAUUCUGCCCCGGUCUGCUGACGGAGGACGAUCUGCACUCCAUCCACUCGUCUGGCUCCGAUCGAUCGUCACUGUCGAGCGGAUCUCCUGAUUCGUCCCCACUGCAGCAUCAGAUCCAGCCCGCCCAACAAGUCACCCCAUCCAUCUCUCUGUCUCCCGCUUCGACCAACGCCUAUGUGCCGUCGGCGAUGAACGGUAAUCUUAAUCAGAUGGGUUUCCAGCAGCCGGCUGCAGUGCGCGCAAGGAAAGUCAUUCCGAUCGUCAACCCCCACACCGGUGUGACCCUCUCGAGCCCACCAACCUCGAUCUCGCCCGGCGCGAUGCAGAACCAGCGCCGAUGGUGAGGAUGCCGCAUGCCUAGUGCAGCGCAGCUGCCAAAUGGCCUCCGUCCCUGGCAUGUCUAAUGACCCUUCGUCCGUGAUUUCUGCGUCGUCGCUUUUUUUUUCCCCCACUGGGCCGCGAGUCUUGAUGAUUGGUA